CUAAAAUUCCAGCGAUGAACUUUUCCGUGCCCCAAGAUGACGCAGCAAUGCACAAAGAUAACAAACUCGAAACAUUCAGCAUCAUGCAGCACUAAAACAAACAUAAAUGGCAAACAAAAGAACAAAAAAGACAAUAAAAUCGCAUUGAUUCGUACGCGGGUCGCUUUGCAUCCCACAAAGCAAAUCUAUUGAAAAACAAGCCGUCGCUGAAGCAACCUCAAGGAGACAACACAAAGAAAACGCCUCCAGCUGACGUCCCCUUACAAAAUUGAUUCUGACGCACUGCAAAACAUGAAAGAAAGGCGAAAUAACAUCAGAAAUUGACAAUAAGGGAAUGCUUUGUCGGAUCGGGAUCGCAUCAUCCAACGUCAGAUUAAAAUGAGAUAAUUCGUCUCUUUUCUCGCCAAAAAGUCAAAAUCCCAGACCUGACAGCUACAUUUUCGGCCCUACAAUCCAAAUUCCUGUGAAAUCCGCCAUGAGUUUGAGAGCUCGCCGCGAAGAGGAGAGACAACGCAAGUUGAACGAUGAGCUCGACGAAGAAGAGAAGCGCUACAACGCUCAGAAGGAGCGCAUUUACGCCCCCGUGGUGUGGCGGCGCCUCGGCUCGGGCAUCCGCAUUCAGGACCUCAAGUCCAAUUAUUACGACCGAGUUUUGCAAAUAAUCCAAGAAUGCUAUUUCCAAGAGGAGGUGUUGAGCCGCAACAGCAACUUCGCUGGAGACCCCGACUCGGUCAAGUCUUUCCUCGACCACGUACUGUCUUACUUGAAGGACCGGAGCUCGAUCAUUGGACUAGACGAGGCCAACGAGGACGCAAUAGUCGGCUUCCUGGUGCUCAAAGUCAUGCACAAGAACGACUACAGCGACGUCUUCAGCCGCGUCAUGCCCGUCGAAGGCGACGCCCACAAGAAGUGCGUCAACUUCCUCAACUACAUCGCCCGAAAGGCUGACAUCUACACCGAAUACAACUGCGAGGAAUUCCUGCGCUACGUCCUCCUCUGCAUCCGUCCCGAGUAUCGCAAGCGAGGAUUAGGUCUCCAGUUCUACCUAAGCGCCGUGGACGUUGCACGCUCGCUCUCUAUCCCAGUCGUGAUGGGGAUUUUCUCCAGUUGGUCGCAACAAAAACUAGGAAAGAAAAUCGGGAUGAAAGUGUCCUUCGAACUAUACUACACAGCAUGGAGGGACAAGUUCAACGAGUUGGCGUUCCCGGAACCGGGACAAGGGAAUUACACGUGUGCGGUGAUGGCAGGCUUCCUGCCGCCGCCCCCGGUGAAAGAACCACCCCCGGUACAAACCGACGAAAAACAAGAGAAACUUACAAGACCAGAAAAGAGAAAAGGAAAGGAGAAGAAGGCGAGGAAGGAACUAGCAAAGCAGCUGAAAGAAAAACCGAGUUCAUAGUUCGUCUUUUAUUUCGUUCGAGGUACGUAUAGGGAGGUUACGCCAAAAUUCGGCGCGUUUUUUGAAAAGCCCUUUGUGCAUGGAAGCUCCGUCAGAGGAGAUGUGGAAGUAUUCGAGAUCGUCGCCGGUCACGGGAGUCCACUUAGAUGGGACAAGGUCGCUCGUAGUAGGGGUUGGAUCCCUGAAAAGUACCAUGAAAGAGAGGUGUGAGUACCACGUUGUAACGUACCCAGUCAGAGCGAAAUUCACCCAAAGCGUGGUCAUAAUCUCGGCGAUUUUUUUAUCCUGAGGGGUUUGAGGUUUAUCCGGGAAGAGACUUUCAGCCAGAGGGAACAAGUACUGGAGUUCGUCUGCAUGACACACCCCGUAGUCCUUUUCCUUGUCGCCGAAGAUCUCCGUAAAACUUGAGGGUCCUCGGUGCCCGAAGAGGUAAUAGUAGAUGGGUUUUUUGCUGUAUUUGAGGUAGUACUGGACUGCUUCGUCCGCCCCGUUCAAAAACCACCCGUCGGUGUACAUCUACAAGUCAAAACUAGACCCCAAAAGUACUACCGUCACUAUCGUGGUACUUACAUCUACAACGUCAGGCCUAGAACUUGUGUUGAGUUUGGCACCACCGAAAUAGAAGUCGCGGAUUCUAUCAGUGACCAAACGAACCUGAGGACUGAUUUCGUCAUACAGCAGCGAAACUGGUACCACCUCGUGGAAUUUUUCCUCAAGCUCGUCGAUCAAGUGGGGGUUGCCAAAAAUCCCAGCCGCUCGCAACGCACCGUCGUUGGUAUUCAAACCCACGAUCCAGGGUACUUGGGCAAACCGUCCCUCUUUCAUACUCUCGAUAGGGUGCUCCACCAAAAAGGCACCCUCUAGAUUGGGUUCGACGACCGGCUUGAACGGAAUCAUGGGAUCGGUAUCCCAUUUCUGAAACACUUUCGUUACUGAAGAAACCCAAUCGUACUACUAGCGGUACCAUGAAGAUGUGAUCUUUAGCCACUAAAUCAUAAACCGGGACUUUCCUCAAACACUCAACUAACUCUGAACUAGACUCAGUACUGCAUCCGAACUCUUGUGCAAGCAUUGUGGCAUGCCUGAGGGCUUGUCCGUCCGGAGCGACAGCCCACAGGCAAUGCGCAGUACCACUUUGCGAAAUCGCAGUGCUGAACAAACCUACAAAAACAAUAGAAUUUAUGUUUUGGUUGAAUAAUCAAGAGUACCUCUGCUCAAAGGUGACACCAUGUGUAACUGGACGCUAGCGCCCCCUGCCGACUCCCCGAAGAUGUUGAUUUUUUGGGGGUCCCCACCGAACGCGUGCACGUUCUCUUUGACCCACUUCAUCGCCAAAUUCUGGUCUUUCAUUCCGUUGUUCCCCGGUACCACUUCGUCUCCGGUGCUCAGGAAACCCAGCGCUCCUGCAAAUCAUGUUAUAACAACCAUUAUAAAAAUCGAAAGAGUACCUAAUCGGUAGUUCGUGACUACGAGUAUCACGUCUCGGUCCAGGAGAAUAUCAGGUCCGUACCAGAAGGAGUUUCCCCCGCCGCACAGCCAGCCGCCUCCGUGGAAGAAUACCAUGACCGGCAGGGGACUUUGCACCUUGUCGUGGACCUGAGGAAAUCCAGCAACCUUGGUUGUGAUUGAAGCAUAAUUACGUGUUUGUUGAUGGUUAAUAAAUAGAUUUUGGCGGUA
Messenger RNA from Zophobas morio, 3076 nucleotides. RefSeq lists its product as uncharacterized. The coding region runs from base 476 to 1399 and encodes 307 amino acids. NCBI's taxonomy places the organism in Eukaryota, Metazoa, Arthropoda, Insecta, Coleoptera, Tenebrionidae. The transcript has 5 exons. Gene Ontology annotation, molecular function: N-acetyltransferase activity. The record is from RefSeq and is a predicted model, not a curated record.